AGAAAGGAACAAUGCUAUCUUUUAUCUUAUAUCGUUUGUUCUGCAGCCCUUGUGGGGUUGAAUAGACUUUCAGCUGACUAAAGCAGGAAACAUGAAAUGAAACAAAUGCUUUUAUGUUUCAGACAUUCAGACAUGGCUUUCCACAUCAGCCGACAGCGGUGGCAUUCGAUCCAAUUCAAAGGCUUCUUGCUAUUGGCACUAAAUCAGGAUCUCUUAGAAUUUUGGGCCGACCAGGUGUAGAUGCGCACGUGAAACACGAAGGAUGUACAGCGGUGAUACAAUUACAAUUUUUAAUCAAUGAGGGAGCAUUGGUUUCCGCCACUGCAGAUGACACGUUACAUCUAUGGAAUUUUCGCCAGAAAAUACCACAGGUUGUGCAGAGUCUAAAGUUCCAAAGAGAAAGAAUAACGUGCAUUCACCUACCAUUACAAAGUAAAUGGCUGUACGUUGGUACGGAACGAGGGAACAUUCAUGUACUCCAUAUCGAAACAUUUGUCCUUUCUGGAUAUGUAAUUAAUUGGAACAAGGCUAUCGAAGUAUCUAGAAAGACCCAUCCUGGUGCUGUAGUACACUUGAGUGAUAAUCCUUUAGAUUUGAGCAAGAUGCUGAUAGGAUAUGAGACGGGACAAAUAGUUUUUUGGGACUUGAAGACGAAAAAUGCAGAUUAUAGAUGCCAAAGCGACGUACCCUUAAGAUCGAUAUCUUGGCACCACGAGGGUAAACAAUUUAUGUGUAGUCACACCGAUGGCUCCCUGUCGACGUGGACGGUGCGUCAAUUAAAGCCAACGAAUGUAACGCAUCCACACGCGAAAACUACGAAAGAUGGCGAGCCAGAACCUUGUAAACCUAUACAAAAGGUUGAAUGGAAGCUCUCAAGAUCAGGGGAAGCGUACGUUAUAUUUUCCGGUGGUUUAGCGUACGACACAACUGGACGAACUCCAAGUAUAACGGUGAUACAUGGGAAAACUACCACUGUACUAGAAAUGGAGCACAAUGUGAUAGACUUUAUAACACUCUGCGAAAAUCCAUGGACCAGUGAUUAUCAAGAUCCAUACGCCGUUGUGGUUCUGUUACAAAACGACUUGGUUGUGAUAGAUUUAUUAACUCCCGGAUUUCCGUGUUUCGAAAAUCCAUAUCCAAUGGACAUACACGAAUCACCCGUCACGUGUUGCGCGUAUUUCGCGGACUGUCCAUCAGAUUUAGUGCCAGCAUUUUAUUCGGUUGGGUCGAAGUCCCAGAAAAAGACGGGGUUCAGCGAGAAGGAUUGGCCAAUAUCUGGUGGCGAAUGGAGCUCAAGCUCCAGUGGUUACAAUGAAAUUAUUUUGACUGGACACGCUGAUGGCAGUAUAAAAUUUUGGGAUGCGUCAGCAGGCACAUUGCAAGUUCUUUAUAAAUUAAAGACAGCGAAACUUUUUGAAAAAGGUAGAACGCGUAGUUUAGAUUCGGAGGAAGAUCCUUUAGCGAUACAACUCAUCUUCCUUUGCCCCGAAAGUCGGAAAUUAGCUAUUGCGGGAACUGGAAGACACGUCGUCUUAUUUAAAUUCAAAAAAGUUGAGAGUAUGUCCGAGGUAGUGACUUUGGAGAUAUCACUGACAGCUGAUCCGGUUAAGGAAGUGGAAAGUUCAUCCGAUCACGAUUCCCCGGCUGGCAAUACUUCGGGAAGUAGCGAGUCGAAAAAUAACGAAUCGAACCAAUCGCUCAAAAUUAAGACUGGUUUACAGAAGAGAGCCGCCGGUUUUCAAGCGACCUUAGUUUGCUUAACAGUUACUACUAGCGGGGAGCAAGCUGAAAAUAUAACAGCUCUCAGUUUGAAUUCUUCGUACGGUUUAAUGGCUUACGGGAACGAGUCUGGUAUAGUAAUAAUAGACAUUGUCCAGAAGAUAUCUUUGAUCGUGUUGAACACCAGCGACAUCGGCGGUAAUGUGGAUCUGUGUCAACGAGUGCUACGCAGUCCGAAACGUCAGGAUGAAUUGAAACGGGAGAACGAAGACAAAGCGAGGAGUCCUAGUACAGAUCAGACUCGUGGGGACACUGGCGCGGAAUCUGAAGGAUUAUUAGGGAUGGUGGCCGACGGUCAACAUUCUCAGAAAUGUCCGCCGCCUCGCGGCCACGAAUAUCAAACUGGGAGCAAUAACGAUAAGGGAGAAACCGCGGAGGAAUCUGUGAUUGAGAUCAAUAAAUCUGCGGUUAACGAGGAAGAGUGCGCUAAGAAUCAUCACGGUUGGAAAGGAUUCAAUCUGAAGAGGCAGCUCAGCAAGGUUGAUCUGAAAAUAAAAAGUACUUUCUCGCCGGCUUUGCUCACGUCUCAGAAUGGGGUAGGCAGUGAUACUAGCAGUCAGAAAUCUUGCGUUUUUUACUGUAACGUGAACGAAAACGCGAGUUCGUUGUCUCCAGUUGAGAGUAUCGUGUCGGAAUCAUCAUUGUCGCCUGAGGACUCGUUAUCGGAGCGUGGGGAAAGCCCGACGGGCGAGGAUACGGGGAAGAGGAAGAAUCGGGAGGAGGAAGCGAGGAAGAGGGCGGUGGUGGCGAUCGACGCCGCACAGGCAGAUAGGAACAGAUGGAUCGGGCGGGGGGAGAAAGAGGCUCCCCCCGCGGAGAGGUCGGACGGAGGUGUGGCCAGGCCUGUUAAUUUGACGUUGGCCGAGAGCCAAGAGUCGAGGCCGCCUAUAUUGAAGAAGAUCGUGAAGAUGAGGCAGGCGAAAAGGGAGGGUCGUUUGUUGUCGGUGCCGAAUUUAAAAUUUGCGAAAAAUGAUCCGGCCAUGAUUUGUGACCUAAGAUGCGAGGAAACGAACACGGCCCCCGAAUCUUUCACCUACAAUCUAAUAAGAAGAUUCAGCCGGGUAGACAAAUAUGACAGUUCGUUUCAACGGUCAAGGAGCUCGAGCAUGUCGUCGCUCGAGAAUAUCACCACCGAAACCAUCAGCUGCCUUACAUUCGCAGAUUCCUACACGAAAAAGAGCGAUACCAGCCCCGUGCCAACGCUUUGGAUCGGCACCUCUUUAGGAUCUAUACAAACGGUGAUAUUUAACACGCCAGCUCGUGGAGAACGACACGCGCAUCCAGUCGUUGUUUCUACGUGCAAUGGAUCUACGUUUAAGUUGAAAGGAUGCAUACUGUCGAUGUCAUUCUUGGAUUGUAACGGUGCCCUGAUUCCAUACUCUUACGAGUCUUGGAAAGAUGACAGUAUGGACAGCAAAGAGCGCAAUAGAAGUCAAAGUAAAUGUACGAACAGUCGAAUGUCUCCAUCGAUGAAUACGCAAGCAGGUACAGGAGACGGGUUCGAGGAUCGUCAAUUUGUCGUAUUGGCGUCGGAGAAGCAGGCGAGAGUCGUGGCAUUGCCAUCUCAAAAUUGUUUAUACAGGCAACAACUGGCCGAAACUCAUAUCGUGAUCAAAGCAGAGAUUACGACUUUAAAAGAUAACGUGUGUCUCGUUUGUUACGUUUCGAAUGGUCACAUAGCCACGUAUAGUUUGCCAAGUCUGAGGCCACUUAUAGACGUCGAUUUUCUACCGCUUAUAGAUUUGAGUUUUCAGACUACAAAACAUGGCAUUGUAGACCCCAUGUUGUCCAUAUGGGGUAAUCAACUCUUUGUUAAUGGCGAUACCGAUCAAAUUGCAAAAACGCUUUGCUUCAGCAAUAGAGGCCACGGUUUGUACCUCUCCUCGCCUACCGAGAUCCAAAAGUUUUCCGUUUCCAGUCAAUUUUGCGGCGAAUUAACCGAGAUGAUGGGAGAUCUGUUCAUCGGUCACGACAUGCCCGAACCGCCCAAAGAGAGUUUCUUCAAAGGCCUGUUCGGCGGUGGAUCGCGAAGUCUCGACAGAGAAGAAUUAUUCGGCGAAUCGAGCGGUCGAGCAUCCCGCACCGUGGCUAAGCACAUACCCGGGCCGAACGCGGGGGCCGAGAAUCUUCGCGCGUGACGACAGCCACGGGCGAGGUGAACUUGGCCCAUCAAAUGGUGCUGGAACGCGGCGAGAAGCUGUCGCAACUCGAGGA
Molecule: messenger RNA, 3993 nt
Organism: Apis dorsata (giant honeybee)
Lineage: Eukaryota; Metazoa; Arthropoda; Insecta; Hymenoptera; Apidae
Gene: Tomosyn
Product: syntaxin-binding protein 5
Exons: 23
Coding region: 114-3917 (1267 amino acids)
Biological process (GO): regulation of protein secretion; regulation of exocytosis
Cellular component (GO): plasma membrane; SNARE complex; cytoplasm
Molecular function (GO): GTPase activator activity; myosin II binding; syntaxin binding
Source: RefSeq, a predicted model, not a curated record